Molecule: messenger RNA, 972 nt
Organism: Penicillium soppii
Lineage: Eukaryota; Fungi; Ascomycota; Eurotiomycetes; Eurotiales; Aspergillaceae
Product: serine/threonine-protein phosphatase
Exons: 3
Coding region: 1-972 (323 amino acids)
Biological process (GO): peptidyl-serine dephosphorylation
Cellular component (GO): FAR/SIP/STRIPAK complex
Molecular function (GO): protein serine/threonine phosphatase activity
Source: RefSeq, a predicted model, not a curated record
AUGCCUGGUCUUCCGACCAACAUCGACCUUGAUGAGUGCAUCAGCCGGCUCUACCGAAAAGAGCUUCUUGCCGAAUCGGUCAUCGAGGCGAUCUGCUCCAAGGCGAAGGAGUUAUUAAUGAAGGAGAGUAAUGUGGUUCACAUUGCUGCCCCAGUGACGGUGGUUGGCGAUAUCCAUGGCCAAUUCUUUGAUAUGAUUGAGAUUUUCAAGAUCGGUGGCUACUGUCCCGACACCAAUUACCUAUUCCUCGGCGAUUAUGUCGACCGCGGCCUUUUCAGUGUUGAGACAAUAUCACUAUUGGUCUGCCUUAAACUACGAUACCCUUCACGAGUGCAUCUUAUCCGCGGAAACCACGAAUCUCGCGGUGUCACCCAGUCAUACGGUUUCUACACAGAGUGUGCACGUAAAUAUAACAGUGCCAAUGUCUGGCACUACUUUACCGAUAUGUUCGACUUUUUAACACUGAGUGUUGUGAUCAAUGAUGAGAUCUUCUGUGUACAUGGUGGUCUUUCGCCGUCUAUCCACUCCAUCGACCAAAUCAAAAUCAUCGACCGCUUCCGCGAGAUUCCCCAUGAAGGCCCCAUGGCCGAUCUGGUCUGGUCAGACCCUGAUACAGAGCGGGAUGAGUUCUCUCUUUCUCCCCGUGGCGCUGGCUAUACCUUCGGUGCGCAGGUUGUACGAAAGUUCCUAGAGGUGAACAGCAUGUCCCACAUUCUACGUGCUCACCAGCUAUGCCAAGAGGGUUACCAGGUUCUAUACGAUGACCGGCUAAGCACCGUUUGGAGUGCGCCGAAUUAUUGCUACCGAUGUGGAAACUUGGCUAGUGUUCUUGAAGUGAGCGACACGGGAGAACGCUACUUCAACAUUUUCGAUGCGGCGCCUGAAAACGAUGCCCACCGGAUGGAGUUGCUUGGAAAGCAACAGCAGAAUGCGGAAGGCGGACCUAGCCCAGUGAUUGAUUACUUCUUGUGA